This is a messenger RNA of Cylindrotheca closterium, 681 nucleotides long. NCBI's taxonomy places the organism in Eukaryota, Bacillariophyta, Bacillariophyceae, Bacillariales, Bacillariaceae. The record is from the annotation of a GenBank genome assembly.
AUGAAAGUGAAUCCUGGAGUUCGCGCCCCCUAUUAUUUUGUUGAUUUAGCUUCGAACGAUGCAAUAGACAUAUCGAAUACAGUGCGUUUGGAAGAAGAAGGAUGGAAUGGACUUUGUGUUGAACCAAAUCCUGUAUAUUGGUAUCGUCUGGCACAUCGGAAAUGCCGUAUGGCUGGAACAUUUGUUGGGGGGAAUGUUGAUGGUGCGCCUGUAGAUGUCACGCUGGAAAAUAAGGCAUUCGGAGGAAUCGUUGGUGACGAAAUGGACAAUAAACCCUCAUCUGGUGCCGUUAUCCAGAAGCGUUUCACUAUCAGCAUCAAAACGUUGUUUGAGUCAUUUGCAGUACCCUCUACAAUCAAUUACAUGUCGUUAGACGUAGAAGGUGCCGAAGAAAUCAUUUUGGAAAGUUUCCCUUUCGAUUCUUAUCGCAUUUGCAUUCUGACAGUUGAACGGCCAAACCUCAAUGUGCAAGCAACCCUGAAGUCACAUGGCUACCUUUUCGUCUCCACGUUAAUGUAUUUUGGAGAAACACUGUGGAUCCACCAGAGUAUUCUAUCAAUUCUUGACAUGUCAAGGAUUCUGACUAUUGUGGCUACUCUGCGAAAAAACAAACGACCCAAAAAGGGAGAACUUGUAUUCGACAUGGAAUCAGGAGUAAAUCAUGUGUUCGAUGGAAUUUGA